This is a messenger RNA of Cadophora gregata, 1578 nucleotides long. RefSeq lists its product as uncharacterized. Gene Ontology annotation, biological process: chromosome segregation; protein phosphorylation. The transcript is spliced from 2 exons. Gene Ontology annotation, molecular function: ATP binding; protein kinase activity. The record is from RefSeq and is a predicted model, not a curated record. The coding region runs from base 1 to 1578 and encodes 525 amino acids. Gene Ontology annotation, cellular component: centrosome; cytoplasm; nucleus. NCBI's taxonomy places the organism in Eukaryota, Fungi, Ascomycota, Leotiomycetes, Helotiales, Ploettnerulaceae.
AUGGGGGCAAAUAGGAGACUCAGCGACAAGCAUAAAGAGGCGUUGAGGAAUAUUUAUCCUGAACUCAAGGCGUUGCCUCCAACCUGGCAGUUCUUCAUCGAUGAUAAAGAUGAAGUGAAUUAUUAUAUCGAUUCUGAGAACAGGAAAGUCAAGACUCGCGACCAUCCUAGGCUUGGGAAAUUACCCGAGCACUGGGUGUUCAAGGUUGUGGAGGAGAAUAAAGACAAUGGCUUCAUCAGACUCGGGUACUACAAUAAGAAGUCUCGAGAAGAAGAGCGCUUUGAUCCGCGACAUACUCCGAAAGCUUUCCAAAAGAUUCAGAAAGCAGCAGAAAAGACAGAUGGUCUGGAAAUAGCGGCAUCACUUAGGCGGUCCACGAGAAGAGAGCCCAUGGAGUUGAUGAAACGUCAGCCUAUCGGUGACACCAAUAUUCGAUCGAAAUAUGAGAUUAUGCACGUUAUUGACGAUGGCGGUGGAGGUCUUGGUGCGAUGAAUGGAGGUGUGUUUGUUGUUAGAAUCAAAGGCCAUACACGUCUUAGUGUCGAGAAACGAUUCAAGCCAGACGGGUUGGUAUAUGGGUACAAGGAGACGGAAAUGCUUCAUCGACUGAAGCAUGGAUCCCUGUCUUUCUAUACCGCCGGAUUCAUCGACAAGAGACUGGGCAUAGGAUCGGUUUAUGUCGAGUUCUGUGAUCGUGGUUCUAUGGACGACGUCUUCGACAAGUACAAUAAGCGCAACAUAUGGGCACGGGAAAACAACAAACCGCUGAAUCGUGUCCCUGAAGGUUUUCUCUGGCAUAUCCUUAUCGGCCUGGUCGACGCAAUGGCAUACCUCGCAAACGGACGUAGCUAUGUGGACCCCUCCGUACUCGAUACCAAGCCAGCAGACAAUUGGAUUCCCGUCGUACAUAGGGACAUCAAGCCCGACAAUGUGCUGUUCAGAUCGAGGGACACUCUGGGAAGUACCAAGUACCCUUACUGUGUCGUCAGCGACUUUGGGCUUGCAACCGAUGAUGUAGGCCCCAACCACGAAAAGGCAGACCACAAUCACCUCGGAGGCUAUCAGUGCGGAACAGCUACCUAUUAUGCACCAGAGCUAUGCUGGCAUCCAUACCCCAUGCCCGGCAGGAAGGAACAAUCUCAAAAAUUCGCUGACGGCAACAGACAUACCAACAAGUCAGACGUCUGGGCUGUCGGCGCAUGUGUCUACAACCUCGCCAUCGCCGAAUCACCACGUGUGAGUGGUCAAGCAAGAUGGGGCGGUAGCCAGGCGUACGCGCAUCUCAAAUUCCCCGCACCGAAAAGUCUUGAUAUCACCGCCUGGAUCCACGGAAGAGCUUCUCGCGUGAUGGAACUCGAUAUUGGCGACGACAUUGGAUAUUCCCCGCAGCUUCGCAAGGCGAUCAUCAUGGCGACCGAGUGGGACCCUGAUAAGAGACCACAGUCGGCCGAGUUAGUGCAGAUGUAUAAGAAGAUGGUGAGGGAGGCGGGACAUCAUGUUAUGGCUCCUGAGCAGUUGCCUGAGUGGGCGUUCAGGGUGCAUGACUAUCACAGUGAGAAGCCUCGUCCUGCUGAGUAA